UCUGUCAUCCUUAGAGGUCACAUUCAGGAAACAUUUUGUUUACUUUUGCAACUAUUACAUUAUUAUUAUUAUUAUUGUAAUUCAUAUUGUUACAAUUCACGUGACGUUGCAUAACAAAUAGACGGUGAUCGAAUGUGAAGCGCUUCGUUUCAGGAAGGGAUCGAUUUUGGUGGAGCAAAUCAUUGCUAGCUAGAGCUACAUUUUGGAACAACUACGAUUUGGUAUGAAUCUCAGAUAGCAACAACAACAACAAAACUACCGUGGUGCCCUUAACACAAUCAACUUGAACAAUUUAGAAAUUAAGCAAUUUGAUUACUGCCGAUUUUAAACUGCCGAUUUUUGACUGACAAUAAAACAAACAAUUAAUAAACGAAACAACCAAAAACCAAAAACAAAUAAACAAAGCAAAAUGGGACGAAAAAUUACGGUAGCUGUGUCAACUCUAAACCAAUGGGCACUCGACUUUGAAGGAAACAUGGUCCGAAUUCUGCAAUCCGUAUUGGAAGCCAAGGAUAUGGGAGCCAGCUAUCGAACUGGACCAGAGUUGGAAAUCUGUGGCUACAGCUGUGAGGAUCACUUUCGUGAACCGGAUACGUUUUUGCACUCAUGGGAGACGCUCUUGGAAAUUAUGAUGUCACCUUUUUGCGAAAACAUGCUUGUGGAUGUCGGGAUGCCAGUGAUGCAUCAAAAUGUUGCCUACAAUUGCCGAGUGGCGUUCUUCAAUCAGCAAUUGCUGCUGAUUCGUCCAAAGAUGGCAAUGUGUGACGAUGGCAACUACCGCGAAUCGCGCUGGUUUACCGCCUGGACAAAGGCCCUACAAACCGAGGACUUCAUAUUGCCACGCCUCAUCUCGCAGCACACUGGUCAGCAAACGGUUCCGUUUGGCGAUGCGGUUAUUGCGACUCGGGACACUUGCAUUGGCUAUGAGAUCUGCGAGGAGUUGUGGAAUGUGCGCAGCAAACAUAUCGAGAUGUCAUUAUCGGGCGUCGAAAUCAUCGUCAAUGGAUCCGGCAGCUAUAUGGAGUUGCGAAAGGCGCACAUCACCGCCGAUCUCAUACGGAAUGCCAGCUUCAAGGCGGGCGGUGCAUAUUUGUUUAGCAAUUUGCGUGGCUGCGAUGGACAACGUGUUUACUUCAAUGGCUGCUCGGCGAUUGCGUUGAAUGGCGAACUGAUCGCGCGUGGCAAACAAUUUGCCCUGCAGGAUGUUGAGGUCACAUUGGCCACCAUCGAUCUAGAGGACAUUCGGGCAUAUCGCGUCAGUCAGCGAUCGCGUUGCAUAACAGCGGCUCAGGCGGCGACUUAUCCGCGAGUUCGUUGCGACUUUGCGCUGUCCACGAACAGUGAUCUGCUGAAAUCGCCAACGCCUCCAAUUCAGUACACCAGUCAGACCAUUGAGGAGGAGAUUGCGCUGGGUCCAGCGUGCUGGCUCUGGGACUACUUGCGUCGCUCAGGACAAGGAGGAUUCUUCCUGCCGCUCAGCGGUGGCGUUGACUCGAGCAGUUCGGCAACGAUCGUUUACUCGAUGUGUCGCCAAAUCGUUCACGCUGUGCAACAGGGCGAUGCCCAAGUGCUGUACGACAUACGCAAGAUCCUCGCCGAUAGCGAUUAUACGCCGGACAAUGCGGCGGCACUUUGCAAUCGAUUGCUCGUCACCUGCUUCAUGGGCAGCGUGAACAGCAGCAAGGAGACGCGACGUCGCGCCGCUCAAUUGGCCAAUCAACUGGGCAGCUAUCACAUUGAGAUCAGCAUUGAUCUGGCUGUGAAUGCGCUGCUGGGCAUCUUCAACGUGGUCACCGGACUGACGCCAGUCUUUCGCACCCAAGGCGGCUGUGCUAGGCAAAAUCUGGCUCUGCAGAACAUUCAAUCCCGUAUUCGCAUGGUGCUGGCCUAUGUGUUUGCCCAGCUGAUGUUGUGGGUGCGCAAUCGGCCAGGUGGUCUGCUUGUCUUGGGCUCCGCCAAUGUGGAUGAGUCGCUGCGAGGCUAUUUAACCAAAUACGAUUGCUCCUCGGCUGAUAUUAAUCCCAUUGGCGGCAUAUCAAAGACGGAUCUGAAGCGAUUCCUCAAAUACGCCAAGGACAAGUACAAUCUGCCCAUCCUUGAGUCGAUCAUAGAGGCCCCGCCCACAGCCGAAUUGGAGCCAUUGCAGGAGAACGGAGAACUCUUGCAAACCGAUGAGCAGGACAUGGGCAUGAGCUAUGCCGAGCUGAGCGAGUUCGGACGCUUGCGCAAACAAUCGUUUUGCGGUCCUUACAGCAUGUUCUGCAAGCUGGUGGCCACCUGGAAGGACGAUCUCAGUCCCAAGGAGGUGGCCGAUAAGGUGAAGCACUUCUUUCGCUGCUACGCCAUCAAUCGCCAUAAGAUGACGGUGUUAACCCCUUCGGUGCAUGCCGAGACCUACAGUCCCGAUGACAAUCGAUUCGAUCAUCGGCCAUUCCUUUAUCGCGCCAACUGGAGCUGGCAAUUCAAGGCAAUCGAUGAUGAGAUCAAUAAAAUGCAGCCUGUCUACACUCCCUCAUCGACGCAACAACGACCCAGCAGCGAUGACUUGCUUCUCUCGCAUGAUACUUGCACUCAACACUCGUUUCACAUCGAUGAUUCAAAGCACUCAUCGCCCUUGUCAUCUGCGUCACUCGAUUUGGGGGUUUCCAGCGCAGUGUUGCCCCAGUGUAUUGAUAAUCCACCAGUCACUGGGAAAAAGCCAAGCGGCUUUUCCAAGGUCCAUGUCAAUGUGCUUGGCAAGAUAAAAGAUCGUACUGGAAUUCCAGUUUAGGAAUCGUUAAGCUUUAGCUAAAUUGUAAAUGGAGAACGGUCGAUGGUCGACUUUCGUUUUGUCUGUCCAUCGAUAGUUAUUAAUGGUGCCCUUCAUGCGUGAGUCUUUGUAAAAUUUCCAAAAUUAUUUCAAUUUCAAUUGAGUGUUUUAUUUGAACUACUAAAAUUGUCGAUGCCGUCGAUAGUUUUUCGCCUAUUUGUCCGAGACCAGAUACCCUGUUAGUGUCUUAACUACACCGCCAUACAUAUUUAAUUUAUGUUAUGUUAAAAGUCAUUUAAAAGUCUAGUACAUACAUACAUACUAUGUACAUAGAUAUAUACAUUAUAGAUUAAGUAGCAAAGGCUUAUGCACACUACAAAGAACAAAGAACACCAUAUUGAGUUUGUGUCUAUUAGAUAUCUAGAGAAUUCGGAAUUCUUGUCAAUUUUAUACCGAUCGAAGUAGAUAAUAUAUACAUAUAUAUAUUUUAUUCAAAAAGAACAACACUUUACACUCACUCUUAAUAGCAAAAUUUGAAAAGAUAUUUCAAUCAUUUCACGACUUUAAUUCAAUACAAUUAUCAUACCCAUUUAUUACAAAUCCAAUUUUUGAAGUUUUUUAACGAUUAGUGAUAAAUUUUCUAAGAGAAUUAAACUCCAAUUGACAACAAAAAUUAUGUGUACGUACAUAUAGCACAAAUGUGUGUGUGACUAGCUUUGUAGCAGUUGGGGUUAGUUUGUGACUAUACACGUAACUAUAUACACGUAGACUAGCUGCUUAGUCAAUCCUCGGCCGGAAUUUUUGAAUGCAGUGAUUAGUAGGACUAGCUUAUGCACAAUAUACAAAUUAGAAUAAUACUACAACGAUUAGAAUUCAUUGCUUUCAUUAUUUUAUGUUGAAAUUCUUGAGCAAAACUUUUGAGAAUUUUGCAAACUGUUAACAAACCUCGCAGGCUCGUUAAAUAAUCACUUUGGCCUUAUUAAAUCGUUCAUUCAUUUCGAUAAAUGUUCUAAGUACCUUAAAGUCUAUGACACUUGAUAUAACAAGAAUUUUUUUUGCUUUAGUUCACUUAUUAUUCACAAACUUGUCUAAAACUAACUUCCUUUACAACGUCUUCUUUUUUGAUGAUUACAAUUUUUUAUUUUUAAUAUACAUUAUUUACUUUGCAAUUAUAAAUGCAAAUGCAUAAGACAUUUAAAAUGACAAGAGAUUAGUAUCAAACUAGAGCACAUUUCAUAUUCCAUUAAAAUAUUGUUCAUCAUAUCAGAUUGUUACAAAAAUAAUCAUUUCAUUUCUUUUUUAUACGUUGUUGA
Drosophila albomicans is the source of this 4062-nucleotide messenger RNA. It is a transcript of the gene Nadsyn, whose product is annotated as glutamine-dependent NAD(+) synthetase. The record is from RefSeq and is a predicted model, not a curated record. Gene Ontology annotation, biological process: NAD+ biosynthetic process. Gene Ontology annotation, cellular component: cytoplasm. The coding region runs from base 410 to 2770 and encodes 786 amino acids. The transcript is spliced from 6 exons. Gene Ontology annotation, molecular function: glutaminase activity; NAD+ synthase (glutamine-hydrolyzing) activity; ATP binding. Lineage: Eukaryota; Metazoa; Arthropoda; Insecta; Diptera; Drosophilidae.